AAUAUGCUGUCAAUGUCAUGUCAUCAAUAUCUUUUAAGCUUAUUUUUCCAAUUUUCAAUUCAUUGCAAUCUAUAAUUAUUUUGAUUCUAUUAUCAGUGAUUUUCAUUCGCAUUGUUAGAAAUAUAUACAACAAUACAAAUAUUAUAAUGAAACUUAUAGUAAAAAAAUUACAAGGAGGUGAAUGUUGUGUAGAGGUCAUGUCCACGACUUAUAUAUCUGAAAUUAAGCGUCAAAUUUCUAAUAAAUUACACAUUCCUGUGGAAGAACAAAAGUUGUUGUUUAUGGGAAGAUCUUUAGCUGACGAAAAGACAGUGCAGGCGUACCCUUUAAUAAAAGACGGAACGAGAUUAAAUUUGGUUGUUAAAAAGCCGGAUGGGCUCUAUGAAGCCUCAUUAAAAUAUUUUAAGAAGUUAGGUAUGUCUGAUGUAGAAGCUAUGAACACAGCAAAUCGUCUGAUGAAAGUAGUGCAGGAUAAAUUCAACAAGCUGUCAUGGGAUGAUAUAGAAAGGCUGUCUAUGGACUGUAUAUUAGAUGAGCGUGGCCAGAGUAGGCCCCAUGUUGAAAAUGAAACGGAAUGUGAUGACAUGUUCAAUUUGUGACCCCAGAGAAACUACUUCAAUUAUUUGUAAUUUAUAGAUUUAUGAAAUUAUUGUGAUCAUUGAAAUAGUAUAUUUAAGACAUUUCUGGUGUUACUUAUAUUUUAUCAGUAUGAUAUAUAUGAUAUCAAAAUAUAAUAAUAUAACAAGGAUUCAAAUCUGUGUUAUAUGCUCAUUAUUGAAUAUGAAACAUCCUAACUAAUAUGUAGUUACCAUAUAUUCAGUUUGUUUGUUACACUUUCAUGUCUAAACUACUGAAACAAUUAUGAUUAAUUUUAAUACAGAGAUAGAUUUAAUCAUGGAGACUACUACUGUUUUUUCUUAUGAAUAACUUAUAGCAGGUGUGAUGUUAUUAAUUUAUUAUGUAUUUUUUUUUUUGCUUUAUCUGAUUUGCUUCAUACUUUCCAAAAUUAUUGUUUAUAAUCAUGACAUAUUUAUUUUAUUUUUUUAUACAACGUAGAAUGGCAAACAAGCUGAUAGCCCACCCAAUGGAAAGUGGUAACCAUUGCCUAUAGACAUGAGCAGUACCAUGGACAUAACAAAGUAUACUGUUUCCCCCAUGAUACCCCUCAUGUGUUGCCAUUCCUAAAGACUCAGGUGUUAUUCCUCUGUACCCAGUAAAUUCACACUAUAUUCCACCCUUCAAACCAAAACACAGCCAUACAAACACAACUGCUUUACGGUUGAAACACGAAUGGGACAGAGCUACCCAAACAAUCGACUUUUGUACAAAAUCUCCCUCAGGUAUUAUUCAUAA
Molecule: messenger RNA, 1353 nt
Organism: Galleria mellonella (greater wax moth)
Lineage: Eukaryota; Metazoa; Arthropoda; Insecta; Lepidoptera; Pyralidae
Product: ubiquitin-like protein 4A
Exons: 2
Coding region: 18-599 (193 amino acids)
Biological process (GO): post-translational protein targeting to endoplasmic reticulum membrane
Molecular function (GO): protein binding
Source: RefSeq, a predicted model, not a curated record